Messenger RNA from Chara braunii, 8302 nucleotides. The record is from the annotation of a GenBank genome assembly. NCBI's taxonomy places the organism in Eukaryota, Viridiplantae, Streptophyta, Charophyceae, Charales, Characeae.
CCGUUGUUGUUGGAGCGCGUGUUGCCCAUUGUCAUGGCGUGCAAAGUGAAGCACACUGUCCCAGCGCAGUGUUCGCAGCCCAUCAGGGUGGCAUUUUAUGCCCUUGAGACCUUCAACGUCAAUUCAACUUUCACCGUGGUCGUUUGGGAGCGCAGAUUGGGAAUAACAUGGAAAGGGAGGCUGGCACAUGACACAUGCCGAUGAGCACGACGACGACCAAUAUGGAUGUGCCACGUCAGAAGUUCGUGGGUGACAGGAGAAUGAUUGCAAAGACAAGUGGGGAUCGGAAACUGAAGUUGAAUUUGGUUCCAAUCAUCAGAAAAUUUGAAGUUUCCCAAAAGUGGUCGGUGACGAAACACACAAGCUUCAGCAGGGACGGGUUUCCUCGGUUUGUAAAUUUCUUCGAGGUUGUUCCAACUCCUGGACCAGGUCCAAACUGCCCAGAUCCUUUUGAACCCGGCGAGAAAUGGGGUGUCGGCGGCAAAGACGCACACAGGUGCACAUCUACGGGUGCUCGCACCUUAUCGCAAAACAGUGUGAGAACAAUGUCGGCGGUGGAGGUGCUGAAAGGGAGGAAACCCCCCUUCAGGGGUGUUGGGAGCAUGGGCCAGAUGUGGUGGCCAGAUCAGUUGCAAGCUCAACUGCAUCACACUCUAAGGGAAAGCGGCAAAGUGGGUCUUCUGUCAUCGGCUCAUCCCCCUCGAAGGCAAGCAUGGGAGGAAGAUAAUGCUGUUGUCAAUACAAAGGAUGCUCGACUGCGUCCAUCGCAUCUUGGAGAUCCGACGGUUGUAGAUGUGACCCAAUACAAAGCAGGUGGUAGAGGGACUGGGAGGGUUGGAGAUGACCUUUUCCAUGAACAGCAAGGGGGCUCAGCACAUGAGAAGAGAUGGACUUUGAACCAGGCACCGGGCCAAAAUGGCAAUGCUUUGUCAAGCAAAGCGGAUGUGAACUCUUUGCGUAGUCGUGGAGCCGACCGAGAUGAGCAUGGAGUGAUCGAGACAAUUGCACAGGACUGGAGGCCACGAUCAGCGGCAGGAAUGCUGGAUUUGCACUGUGGGUUUCGUUGUGGAAGUAAUCGGUGUGAUUGUGAUGAUGAUGAUGUCAAUGCAAUGAAGGUUGCAGGUUGUCGACCAUCUUCCGGGUUCAGGAGAAAUGGAGCAUUGAAAAACGGAGAUGUCGGUGCAGGAAGGUGUUUCUCAGCACCAGCAGAUCCCAUGUCAAGGGUGGCCGGGGGAAGCAAUACUGGCCGUAGGAUCGGCCAGGUGGCAGAGCUUCUGUCAAUCAAGGAGUUGGAGAGGCUCAAAGGCAUUUUGGAGGAGCUGCUGAGGUGUCGCCGUGCCAAAGAAGGAUCGCCUGACGUCCGUUCCCAGGUCGGGAGGGUGGUGGACGCUGAUCCCCUUCCAUGGGUGAAUGGUGUUGUCGUUCCUCGACCACCACUCGAUAGCGGCCCCUCGACAUGUUGCGAGGGACCCCUUGACAAUGCCACGGAAAUCAAUGGCUCAGAAAGAGAGUUGGGAAGGUUGACGAAACUGAACGAGGCAGUGUGUGGAUCAGAACCCUCUCGUGGUGGUCGGGCUUGUUGUACUGGUGUCGUGGGGAGUGCCGACAUCGGCAACCACGUUCAUGGGUCAGGAAGAGUCUACGAAGUGGUGCGUGGAGUAGAGAAGUCGGUUCCACUUGGUGAUAUUGUGCCUCAUGACACGAGGCUUCAUCAGGAUGCGAACCAAGGGGAUAUGUUGGAGACCCCUCAGCUUUGGGAUCACGGCUUGGAAGAGGGGAGGAACGGUGUCGUUCUCCAGAAAAGAGGCUUGCCUGAAAGAGUCAGAGGCGGUGUUCCGGUCACUGCAGGAUUUGAAAAGCAGACCCCAAAUGCAGUUGAAAAUUGCACGUGGAUGGGUAGUCGUAAAAGUGGUGGCGAGUUGGGUAGAGGAGCUUGUGUGUGUCAGACGCAGCAGCAUCCAAAUUGUGCGCCAAAACUUGCACUGCGUGAAAAGAAAGAGAUGGAAAAGGCAAGGCACAUGGAAAUCAAGGAGAUUGAGAGAAGAAUGGCGUCCGUCAAAGCCCUGAUGAUGAAGAUCCGGCUGCAUAACGUAAAGCUUGCGGCCAAGAAAGCGCAAGAGGUGUCACAGAAGGCGACCACAGGAGAGGCACAAGAGCGUACGUUGGAGGAACCAAAACCAGUGGUGAAGGGGGCUGUUGCUGAAGAUAAGAGAGAUCGGAGGUGUCGGAAACCCGAAGCUGUUGACGCCCUAAUGAUGAAGAUCCGAUGGCAUAACCUAAAAAAGCUCGCAGCCAGGAGAGAAAAAGAGGCGUCACAGAAGGCGGCCACGGGAGAGUCACAAGAAACUACUAUGGAGGAACCAAAAGCAGUGGUGAAGGGGGGUGUUGGUGAAGAUGAGAGAGAUCGGAGGUAUCGCAAACUCGAAGCUGUUGACGCCCUGAUGAUGAAGAUCCGGCGGCACAACCUAAAAAAGCUUGCAGUGAGGAGAGAAAAAGAGGCAUCACAGAAGACGGCCAUGACAGCAUCACAAGAAACUACGACGGAGAAACAGAAAGCAGUGGUGAAGGGGCGUGUAGGUGAAGAUAAGAGAUAUCGGGGGUGCCGAAGACCCGAAGCUGUCGAAGCUCUGAUGAUGAAGAUCCGACGGCAUAACACAAAGCUCGCAGCCAGGAGAAAAGCCAGAGAGGCGUCACAGGAGGGGGCCAUGGCAGAGUUGCAAGAAACUACGACGGACGAAGCAAAGGCAGUAGUGGAGGGGGAUGCCCGUGAAGAUGAGAGAGAUGGGAGGGGUCGAAAAGGACCAUCUUUUUCUCAUGAGAAGGGAAAGGGGGGGGAUUGCACAAAAGGGCAGGCAGUGACUUCUGACGUCACGGCGACUCCGGUGAAGUCUCAAGGAAGUGGGAGAGAGCCAAAGAAAGUAGGGCUACAGAACAUUGAGCAGGGAGAUAAGAAGACUCGUCCAGGCCAGACAGCCUUGUUGUCCAGUGAGAUGGGAAAGGAGGGGGGGAUGCAAAAGGCAACGAAAGCUGGUGUAGGAGAGGGUGUGAUAAACCUGCAAGGAAGCGGAGUAGACACAGCAAAAGCAAGGACGAAGAGCAAUUACAAGUCAGAAGGUGCAACAGAUCAGAGUUAUAAAAGUCUCUUGUUAUCCCAUAAUGAUAUGAGAAAGGAGGGGGAGAAAGGGCAGGCAACUACAAAUGGAAAACACAGUGAAGAUGGUUGUCCAAAGCCCCAGAGGGCCACUGAUGAGGCAGAUAAAGGGCUUACGAAAUCAGAAAAAGGGGGAAAACAUCAAGCAGGGGUUGUAGUUGCAGACAGAUUGCCAAAUACCGCUACUUGUCGCCUGAUGGGGGGGCGUGGUCAUAGGGAUGCGAAUCCCAAAGUGCCACGUGUCAGGGAGGUCACCACAGCUGCUGCUAAUUGCUCACCACAAAGGGCUGCUCGAGGAAGAGGGUCUACCAAUCAUCACCUUAAGCGGCAGGAAAGUCAGGUAAGGGAGGUGGAAGAUGGAGGAGGAGGAGGAGGAGGAGGAGGACGCGGCGGUAUGACUGUAAAGACCCCUGCUCCAGGGACAUAUGUGGUACUUUCCGGCAGUUCCAUCAGCAAACCUUCUGUGAAGGAGCCAGAAUGUUCUGUAAUUACCAGCAAGAAAGUGUGUGGAAGAGAGGAGAGAGGAUCUGAUCGCAGCUGCUGGACCCCAACGCGCGUUGCGGAAUCUCCUGUUUUAGCAACUGUGGUGCGGGAGUCCUGGCAAGACGAGCUCACAGAAUGCCACAUGGCGGAACUGGAGGGUGGCAAGCCGGUAGAGGGAUACCGGGUGUCCUCAUCGAUCGAGGAGGCAGGAGGUGCGAAGAGCGCACAUGGAAAGUUAGACCUGUUUGGAAUAGACAGCCAAGCCGUAUUGCAGACUCUGGAGAGCGAAAAUCCAAAGAACCAGACGGACAACCAAACAUCAUGUAGUGUGCAGUUGCAAGCUAUGGUGAAGAGUGGUGUAAAAGCUAUGGCGCAGAGUUUUGAUGAAAAAGAGGACGGCCGUGUUCGUCAUGUAAAGGGUGCUCCCGAAGCGGUGGCAGUGAGGAGCUCUUGUGAUGAUGGAGAUGACCAUGUUUGUCAUGAAGAAGCUGAAAAUCUUAGUGGGGAGGAGAGGAGGUUGCAGAAGCAAUUGCAGCAUGAUCAAAUGGUAGCGAGGGACGAUAGCCAGAGCAAGACCAUGGCAGAAUAUCUGAGAGGGAGGGGGAUUCCAGGGGGGGAGGAGGAGUCCUCUCAAGAUGACAAUGGAAAGGAAGGAUCUGUUGCUGGAAAAGGAAGCAGGUUGCAUAAGGAAUGGGGUUUGCAUCUAGGUGCAGAUGACCAAGAGGCAGUCAGAGGUGAUGACCAGAACAUGUCAAUGAUGCGGACAAUUGAGGAGGAGGAGGAGGAGGAGGAGGAGGAGGAUGAGGACCCUGAAGUUGAGAAGGGAGAUCAAGAGAUGCCGACCGUAGCAAUUAUAAUUGAAGGAGGGAUUGAUGUUGACCAUGGAACAGAGAUGAACCGUGGGGUUGUUUCGGAUUCCAACAUACUUGGUGCAGCGGAGAGGGCCCGCAAAUUGGAACACGAUGGUGGACAAGUUAUUUGCAAAGAAAGGGAUCCUCUAGGAGGAGGUGAUAAAUGUGCAGAUACCAGUGGAAGACAAGAUGUCCACAAGGGGUGUGGGAGCAAGACGGAUGCUGUCAGGAUGUCCUUAGAGUGUAGUCUGUUGCGGAACGGGGUAGACUUUUUGAAAGACAAAGAGGGAACUUUAGGAUAUACUAAUGAUGCCGAAAGGAAGGAGAAGGAUUUCGGCAGAGGAGGAAUACCAGUGAAAGUGCUGGUUGGGGAAGUUGGUGAUGUGGAGGAACCGCAGAAAAGCGCCAUAAUAGGUGAGAUGAACACGGAAAAGAGAACUGUUGAUACUACUAAACUCAGCAGGAAUGUGAUGAAGGGUUACUUACGAUCCCAGCAACCGGGAAAAACAUGCGCGACUUCUCGAAAGGAUGGGAUUGCACGGCGAUCGUCAAAAACUUCGACAGCGAAAGUCGAGAAGAAGAAAAGUGCAAUUCCUAAACUUCUGACUCAGGAAAAGGGUGGAAAUGCUGCAGCAGAAGUACUACAGGUCCAUCAUCCGCAUGACCGAAUCUCAACAAAGGAGGGGAUUGCAAUGGAGGAGAGGGUUUCUUCUCUUGGUCCAGUGCUGGAGACGGGACGUCCAGGCGCACGACGAAAUAGUCCCCCACCAGGUGUCCAAUCUGUACGUGGUAUCCGAAGUCAGGGUGAGAGCAGUUUAGAGGCUUUGGACGAGGCUUUGGACCCUGCCGAUAGAGCUCUUGAUCGGGCAGCAAAGUCUAUGGCUCAUUUGCCUUUGGAUAAGAUGAUUAACAUUCCUAAUGAAGGUGCAACUACGGCAGGGAUGACUCCUCAAUCACGCAGAAAUGUUGGCGAAAGUUGGCAGGAGGCCUGUUUAGACCCCCAUGGGGAUAGAGGUGUUGAUUGGGCAAAGAAAUCUGGCGAGCACCAUUUGCCAGUCGAUGAGACAAUUGGCAUUUGUAAUGAAGGCACAUCUACGCCAGGGAAGAGUCUGCAGUCACCUGGAAAUGGUCGCAGCAGUCGGCAGGGGGGUUGUUUAGAUGCCCAAGCGAAAACAGAUGUUGAUCGGGCAAAAAAAUCUGGCGAGCACCGUUUGGCUGUUGAUGAGAUGAUUGGCAUUUGUAGUGAAGGCACUUCUAUGGCAGGGAGCAUCGGCCAAGUUCUGGACGAUUCGGAGGGUGGAAAGGAGGUGCGAGUGGAGAAAGUAGACUGCAUUGCAGACACGUCUUUGACGUCUUACAUGCUGGCCAAAGAUGACAGACUCUCCUCAAGGGAUGACAUGAGCACAACGGGGGCAAUGGUACGUGGUGGCGGCAGAAGCGUGCUGACCGGAGAGCAAGACCAAGAUGCAAAAUUGGGUUUGUGUUCAGAUCUGCAAGUGACAACAGAGACACCAUUGACCCAAGGAGUGAAUGUAGUGGGGCAUAGGGAGUUUAAUGCAAGCAGGAAUGAGGAUCGGAACGCUCCUAGCUGCACGGCCGUGCCAUCACAGACAUGGGACAGUCAGGACGGUCAUACACAGCAGACGAAAGCGAUCAGGGCUGGAUAUGACGGUCCAAAAACGACCACUCAGGAUGCGAGGAUUCCAGCCGGAAGGAGUCGAAACAGCAGUAACGACAAGUUUGCCAAGGACACCUUGGACCAAAUCCUGAACGCCAUGCACAGGCCAGGAAUCAGGCCAGCAGUUUUGCCAUCGCUGCCAUUCUCAGCGAUGACAGACCCCUAUGCCGCUCAGUUCGGACCAUCACCAAGCUGUACCUCAGCAACAACACUAUCUCAGAUUGUUGGUUCUUCAACUUCUGGUCCAGCGGCUGGAGCUACACCACAACCGCCACCUAUCUCACCAGUGGGACAACAACAACCUUGGUACCCCAAGACCCCUUUGAAACCACCUCCAACCUUCUUAGGAGAUAAGAAGGACGAGGCACUCGACACUUGGUUGAGAACGGUUCCAGUGUGGGUCAGGGCGAAGAGGACGCUGGUAGAGGAGGAGGUGAUUACUGUUGCAUCCUACUUAGAGGAUUCAGCAGCUCGCUGGGUAAAUGGAGCUUCCAAAGGAUUCGACAAAAACAUGGGUGACUGGGCCAAGACCCAUACCCUCGAAAGCUUUAUGGAUUUGGUGGAGGCUCGAUGGCACAACCCUCAGCAGGCACAAAUUGCCACUGAUGGGCUAUUGAAACUUGACUCUAGGAAGCCAUUCGUUGUGACCAUUGACGCAAGCCAAUAUGGCAUCGGCGCAUUGCUGGCUCAGCAGGAAGGGAAACAAUUGAGACCGGUCGAGUAUAUGAGCAAAAAGAUGUCAUCAAAGAAGUUGGCAAAGUCCACCUACGAGAGGGAACUCUAUGCUCUCUACAAGGCACUUGUCCACUGGAGGCCUUAUCUGUUAAGAAGGUUCUUUUACUUGGGAACGGACCAUCAAACCCUCAAGUGGAUUAAGACCCAACCAGUGCUCUCCGAUGCACUCAAACGCUGGAUUGAAGUUAUAGAUCAGUAUGACUUCAAACUAGACUAUGUGAAGGGAGAGUACAACAAGGUUGCAGAUGCGUUGUCUAGAAGGGCAGAUUACCUAGGUGCGCUGAUUUAUGAGUUUGGCUUAUCUGAGGACGUUACUAGAUCUUUGGGGGAAGCCUACAAGCAAGAUCCCAUCGCGAUGGACAUCAUCAACAAACUGCAGGCCAAAGACAAGGCCACCUCUGACGAGUUUGUGAUGUUGGAUGGGUUACUCUUUCUUGAAAAGGCUGGAUUUAAGAGGUUAGUUGUUCCAUCUAGGGAGAUUUUGCGUAGUUUAUUUCUAGGUGAGUGCCACGACGCAACGGGACAUUUCGGCUACAAGAAGACUAGUGCUAACUUAGUACAACGAUUUUGGUGGCCUAACACGCUGGACGAUGCAAAGAAGUAUGUACAGACCUGUCAGGUCUGUCUGCGGGACAAGCCGCGGACUCAAGCUCCGCUGGGGUUACUCAAGCCUCUACCCAUUCCUGCUGGCCUAGGGCAGAGUAUCUCCAUGGACUUCAUGGAUACUCUCGUGACCAGCAAGAAUGGCAAGAGGCACAUCUUCGUCAUGGUUGAUAGGUUUACUAAGUUCGCUAGACUAAUUGUCAUGCCAGAGACCACCAGGAUUGAACACGUCAUCAAGUUAUUCAUGGAUAACUGGGUGCGUGAUCUUGGGUUUCCAAAGACAAUUGUUAGUGAUAGAGAUGUGCAUUUCACCAGCGAGAUGUGGAAAAAGACCGCUGAGCAGAUGGGAAGACAGCUUAGGAUGACUUAUGGGAAUCAUCCCGAAGCAAAUGGGCAGGCUGAACAGAUGAACUGCGUGGUGCAACAUCUGCUGAGGCAUUACAUUAAGCCCAGCCAGGAUGAUGGGGAUGAGAAGUUACCUCUCAUCGCCAGUCUGUACAAUAACGUUGUACACAACACCACCGGGGUCACCCCGAAUCAGCUGCAUCUGGGAUGGAAGCCUAGAUCUGCUCUAGACUUCCUCUUGCCUGAAAACCGAACUGCUGCAACUCCUGGAACCAUUGAAUUUGGUGUCCAGUACGAGAAAUUGUUGCAGCAGACUGUCGAACACAUCAGGAAAUCUCAGGAAGCCAUGUUUGCUUCUGAGAACAAGCAUCGCUGACAGUCCACAUUUCAGGUAGGGGAACAUGUCUAGGUCAAGGCUAGUGAUUUGGGACAGGAGUUUGGCAUCUCUAGAAAACU